GAUAAUUUGUUUACCAUUCACUACUGAUAUUUAAUAUUAUUCUGGCUUGAGUAGGGUUUAUUAUUUUAAGAGUGUCAUAGAAAAAUAUAAUAUGUCUAAGGACGAAAAGGACAAGGUACAAAUCAUCGACAAGGACCUGGACCUCUCGAACGCCGGCCGAGGAGUGUGGCUGGUGAAAGUGCCCAAGUACAUCGCUCAGAAAUGGGAAAAGGCGCCCUCCAACAUGGACGUGGGCAAACUUCGGAUCAGCAAAACACCUGGUCAGAAGGCCCAGGUGUCGCUCUCUCUCACUCCCGCAGUUUUGGCCCUAGACCCAGAGGAGAAGAUUCCCACAGAACACGUCCUCGACGUGUCGCAGGUGACCAAGCAGACUUUGGGGGUUUUUUCGCACAUGUCCCAGGCUGAGAUGGCUGCCAACAAUGGUAAGGAGAACUCGACGACACCAGCAGUUUCGGACAACGAGAAGCUUUACAUGGAGGGCCGGAUUGUCCAAAAGCUGGAGUGCCGACCCAUAGCCGACAACUGCUACAUGAAGCUCAAGCUGGAGUCCAUACGCAAGGCAUCUGAGCCACAGCGCCGGGUGCAACCCAUCGACAAGAUCGUACAGAACUUUAAGCCCGUCAAGGAUCAUGCACACAACAUCGAGUACCGGGAACGAAAGAAGGCCGAGGGCAAGAAGGCCCGUGACGACAAGAACGCGGUUAUGGACAUGCUGUUCCAUGCGUUCGAGAAGCACCAGUACUACAACAUUAAAGAUCUCGUCAAGAUAACGAACCAGCCAAUUAGCUACUUGAAGGAAAUCCUCAAGGACGUGUGCGACUACAACAUGAAAAACCCCCACAAGAACAUGUGGGAGCUCAAGAAAGAAUAUCGUCACUACAAGGUUGAGGAAAAGAAGGAGGAGGAUGACCAAAAAUCGGGUAGCAGUGACUCCGAGUAACAUUAGGCUUUUGUAGACCAUACCCCCACAACUUUAAUUAAAAGAUUUUUAAGUAAUUUGA
Molecule: messenger RNA, 1001 nt
Organism: Drosophila bipectinata
Lineage: Eukaryota; Metazoa; Arthropoda; Insecta; Diptera; Drosophilidae
Gene: TfIIFbeta
Product: transcription factor TFIIFbeta
Biological process (GO): transcription initiation at RNA polymerase II promoter; transcription by RNA polymerase II
Cellular component (GO): transcription factor TFIIF complex
Source: RefSeq, a predicted model, not a curated record